Molecule: messenger RNA, 1175 nt
Organism: Chara braunii
Lineage: Eukaryota; Viridiplantae; Streptophyta; Charophyceae; Charales; Characeae
Source: the annotation of a GenBank genome assembly
GUGGUCUGUGCUGACACUCCGUGGUACCUGGCCUGCCGGAGGCAUUUCCACUUCGAGGGGGACGAUGAUUGCAUGGCUCACAAGAAGUCCUAUGCCAACGUGGUCAAAAUCCCAAGUAAGGGGAACAAGGAAAAAAGAAAUAACAAGGAGCGAGGAGGGAAGGAGGGGAAUGAUGGGAAAGAUGGAAAAGGCAAAAGAGGAAGAAAGGAGAGUGGGAAGGAUGGGGAAAAGGAAAAGGAGAGGGAAAAGGAGAAAGAGAGGGGAGGGGGGGAAGGCGCACAUGGGAAAAAAUCUGAGAAGGAUGAAGAGAACAAAGAAAGGGAGAAGAAUCAACUUCGGAUCGAUGAAAAAGAGAAGGAACAUCAGGGCAGGGAUUGGGCUGAAGAGAAAGCCAAGGGAACAGGCGUAGUGUACACUCCUGCAAAGGAUGGGCGAAGCAAGGGAAAAAAGAUGCUCUCGAAAGAGGGGUCAGGGAGGCAAGAUCAACCCAUUGACGUUGAGAAAGGGGGAAACUCACCUGUACCUGUGGAUUUAAUGGACGAAGACAAAACCCUCCCUGCCCGGGAGAAACGGAAGAGAGAUGAAGGAAACGAGGAUUUAGAUGGGGAACGGGAUGCAAAAUGGGUAGUGAAAGGGAACGAAAUUGUGCUUCACGAAGAUAUUAACAGCCCCCCUUUGCAGGACUAUUUCUUCUCGUCAAGAGAUUCGUCAGAGGACGAAGACGACGGCGAGGAAGCAAUCCAGCAAGGAAAAGGGCGAUCCAAGUCGCCACACCCAAAUCCUCGAAAAUAUGAAAAUGUGAUAUAUAUGUCAUCAGAAGAGGAAAAGGAGUACGACUCAGAUUUGGGGGUUAAGGCCCUGUAUAAGCUUAAGGAUGACAGUCGACCCCGAAGACUUGUGGACAACGGGUCCGAUUCGGAUGAGGAUUUCCGCUCGGUCGAUAGUCAAGGACUCAGUCUGACUCCUGCAGCUUUGGAGGGGUCAAUUCCGGAGGACGGGGGUUGUACCCCGGCACAAGAAACUUCCCCUCUUAAGAAACUGCGAACGUCCAAGAAGAAGCCCUCGCCCAAGGACAAAAAAGAGGUCGUCCCCCUCAAGGCUUCGACGUAGCAGUUCAAAGGAGGAGGGCUUAUGCAGGAAAAACCUGCGGCAACAAGACAACUGUUAAAAAUCGU